Messenger RNA from Naegleria lovaniensis, 1833 nucleotides. RefSeq lists its product as uncharacterized. Gene Ontology annotation, biological process: cristae formation. The coding region runs from base 1 to 1833 and encodes 610 amino acids. The record is from RefSeq and is a predicted model, not a curated record. Gene Ontology annotation, cellular component: MICOS complex. NCBI's taxonomy places the organism in Eukaryota, Heterolobosea, Eutetramitea, Acrasida, Naegleriidae. The transcript has a single exon.
AUGAAAAGAGCCAUCGCCUCUCGCAAGGUUUUUUCCUCGCUGGUGGCCACAACAUCAGGAAGAAACCUUCUCACAACCAAAGCAUCAUCAUCGGCCAAAAAUCCUUCUUUCCAGCAACAACCACAACAAGGAAUGAUGUUCUCUACUUCCUGUUUCACCCAUACUGCUGCUACUCCCAACAAUAAUACGACCACCUCUUCAUCGGGCACUUCACCAUCAUCCAAUUCAACAACAACAAAGGCAACAACAACACAGUCGAGCACAAGCAACAUGGAAUCCAUCAAAUACAACAAGGAAAAUCAAUUAAAACCUCCUUCUGGAGUCGGUAGCAACACAAAGAAAUCAUCUUCCUUCAUCUUCAACUUGUUGCUUUCGGUUUCUGUCAUUUCAGCAGGUUCUCUUGCAGUCGUCAUGUACUUGAGGGAUGAUAUUGAGAAGGCCCGUAAGCUUGAGAAGGAAAUUUCAGAGUUGAAGGCCUAUCAAAAACAAGCCAUGAGCGAUUUACAGAGUGCCAACAUGGACAACACUGACAACAACGAGAACAACUCGGGCAACGAAGAAAAGAUUCAAGAGUUUAAUAGCAAGGCCAAUGAGGAGAGAUCAGCACUCGAGAAUGCUCUACAAACCGAGUUACACAAGACUCAACAGAGACUUCAAACCAUUUCUUCACAACUAGAGGCUCUUCAUCGUGAGAAAUCAUCCAUUUCCGAGCGAAUGAGCACUCUCGAAAACUCACAACGAGUCAUCAAGAAGGACGUCGAGCAGCUCAACUCGGAAAAGCUUGCGCUCACAGCAGCCAUUGAGAAUGCAAUGACUCAUUCAUCAGUGCAGGUGGAUAGCUCUAAAUUGGCCUCAAAAGAAGGCCCCCUCUCGGUUGAAGAUCGAGAUUUAUUGAUUGUUCGUAUUCAACAAAUUGAAAAGCAGCUUGCCACCAAAGAUCAACUCUUACGUACUUUGGAGCAUGAAUAUGAAACUAAAUUGAAUCGAGUACGAGCAAUUGGUGAGGAGCAAACCAAGCUCGAAAUGGAAAAACUCUCAGCCAGACUCUCAGAAAAGCAAACAGAAUUACAAUUGCUGAGAGAGAGACUUUCCCAAGAGUUGAAUGCUGAGAAGUUAAGACUUGCAUCUGAGAUGGAACAAUCCCUCAAGGAACAAGCUCACGAUAUUUCCUCUCUCUAUUCGGCUCACGCACAAAAGAAAGAUUUACAAGUCAGAGAGACAGAGGCCAAAUUGAAACAAUUGGAAAAACAUUUCGCUGAAUCUAUUGAUUAUUUCAAUGAUAGCCUUAAAUUACAACAGUAUACAACAGCUAUCAUUUCAUUCCAAGACGCUACUCUCAAUAAGAAGCAAUCAUGUAAAAAAGAAAUUGAAAAGUUGAAAGCACUCGCUGCAGGUGAUGAUCUUGUGACCACUGCUAUCGAUCUCAUUCCUGAACAGGUCAUUCUUGAAGGAGCCACCUCAUUCGAGGAGUUACGGGAUAGAUUUUUAACUGUUAAGAAGCAGGCGUUAGCCUCCUCAUUGACACCUUCUCAUGCUGGAUUAUUUGGAUAUGUGACUUCAAAACUUGCUUCAGUCUUUGUUGUCGAGGAGCAUGGUUUGGUACAAGGCGAAUCUGUCAAUGCAGCACUUGCCCGUGCUGAAUUUUAUUUAAAACAUCGAAAAUUGGAAAAUGCCUUGUCAGAAAUUGUCAACAUUUGUCAACAUAAGGAUAAUGCAAAUUUAAGAUUUGUUUUGAGUGAUUGGAUGAAAGAUGCCAACGAUAGAGUCUUGUUGGAUCAAGCAUUGAGGAUGUUACAAUCUCAUCUUGUCGUUCUCUCACAAUCCGUUCAAUAA